Molecule: messenger RNA, 6049 nt
Organism: Diceros bicornis minor
Lineage: Eukaryota; Metazoa; Chordata; Mammalia; Perissodactyla; Rhinocerotidae
Gene: ZSWIM5
Product: zinc finger SWIM-type containing 5
Exons: 14
Coding region: 165-3722 (1185 amino acids)
Cellular component (GO): Cul2-RING ubiquitin ligase complex
Molecular function (GO): zinc ion binding
Source: RefSeq, a predicted model, not a curated record
GCUCCCCACGCGGGCCGGCCGGCUCGCGCGUUUGCUCGCCCCGCCCCUCUCCCCCUACCCCGACGCCGCAGCUGGGCGCUUGCGCGGGGCGCGUGGCCGUGGCCGGGGUCUCCGCCGCCGCCGCCUCCGCCGCCGCCGCCGCCUCCGUCAGUCAGUCCCCAGCAAUGGCGGAAGGAGGUGAGCGGGAGGAGCUGCUCUCGCCGCCGCCAGUCUCUCCGGCCAAGCGCCUGUGCUCGUGGCCCAGCCCGCAGGCUCACCACCCUCGCGGCUCGCCGGGGACGGCCGGCGGCGGGGUGGGGGGCGUCGGCGGCAGCUGCCUGCACCCCGGGGCCCGCCCCCACCUGCAGCCCGAGUCCUUGCUGGACUGCGCCGCUAAGACGGUGGCGGAAAAGUGGGCGUACGAGCGGGUGGAGGAGCGCUUCGAGCGGAUCCCGGAGCCGGUGCAGCGCCGCAUCGUCUACUGGUCCUUCCCGCGGAAUGAGCGGGAGAUCUGUAUGUACUCCAGCUUCCAGUACCGGGGCGGCCCCGGCGCCGGCGCCGCUGGCGGCGCCGCGGGGGCUUCGCCGGCCGAGGAGGGGCCGCCGCCACCCCCCGGGGCCGCCGCUCCGGCCGGCUCCGCCCCCGGGGCCGCCGCAGCGGGGGCGUCCCCCGGUCUGGGCGCGGGGGCCGGAGCGGCCGGUGGCGGCGGCGAGGGGCUGCCGUUCCGCCGGGGCAUCCGUCUGCUGGACAGCGGCUCCGUGGAGAACGUGCUGCAAGUCGGCUUCCAUCUCAGUGGCACAGUAACUGAGCCGGCUACUGCUUCUGAACCAUCAGUGACUUACAAAGUUGCAAUCAGUUUUGAUCGAUGCAAAAUCACUUCAGUGACAUGUGGCUGUGGGAACAAAGACAUAUUCUACUGUGCUCAUGUGGUAGCGCUCUCACUCUACAGGAUCCGUAAACCAGACCAAGUCAAAUUGCGUCUUCCUAUCUCAGAAACCCUUUUCCAGAUGAAUAGAGACCAGCUACAAAAGUUUAUUCAAUAUUUAAUCACAGCACACCACACUGAAGUGCUUCCUACUGCACAGAAACUGGCAGAUGAGAUUCUAUCCUCCAACUCAGAAAUCAACCAAGUGAAUGGUGCCCCUGACCCCACAGCUGGAGCCAGCAUUGAUGAUGAGAACUGUUGGCAUUUGGAUGAAGAACAGGUGAAAGAACAAGUGAAGCUCUUUCUCUCCCAGGGUGGUUACUAUGGUUCUGGAAAGCAGCUCAAUUCAAUGUUUGCCAAGGUUCGAGAGAUGCUGCGGAUGAGAGAUUCCAAUGGAGCCAGGAUGCUGACGCUAAUAACUGAGCAGUUUAUGGCCGACCCACGACUCACACUCUGGAGGCAGCAAGGAACAAGCAUGACAGAUAAGUGCAGGCAGCUCUGGGAUGAGCUAGGGGCUUUAUGGGUGUGCAUCAUUUUAAAUCCACAUUGCAAACUGGAGGAAAAAUCCUGUUGGCUGCAGAAACUGCAGAAGUGGAGCGACCUGGAUGUCUGUCCCCUGGAGGAUGGGAACUAUGGGCAUGAGCUGCCCAACAUCACCAACGCACUUCCCCAGAAUGCCAAUCACAGCCCAGACUCCUUAUCCAGACCAAGACGAACUGUGUUCACUAGAGCCAUCGAGGGCCGUGAAUUGCAUUGGCAGGACAGCCACUUACAGCAAAUAAUCAGCAGCAAUAUAUAUACAGCUCCUGCCUGCCAGCGAGAAAGAGAGAGACUACUCUUUAAUUCCCAAGGCCAGCCACUGUGGCUUGAGCAUGUACCUACAGCCUGUGCUCGGGUUGAUGCCUUGCGUUCUCAUGGUUAUCCUAAAGAGGCCCUCAGACUCACGGUGGCCGUUAUCAAUACUCUGAGGUUGCAGCAGCAACGGCAGCUGGAAAUCUAUAAGCAUCAGAAGAAAGAACUGUUGCAAAGAGGAACCACAACCAUCACAAACCUGGAAGGCUGGGUGGGCCACCCCCUGGAUCCCAUUGGCUGCCUAUUUCUUACUUUGACUGACGCCUGCCGCCUAAAUGAUGAUGGCUAUCUGGAAGUGUCAGAUAUGAAUGAAAGCAGAGCCCCUGUGUACCAGCAUGUACCCGUGGCUGCAGGCUGCCCAAACAGCAGUGAGUCCUACCUGUCAUUGGCCCUGGAAGUUGCUCUGAUGGGGAUGGGUCAACAGAGGGUGAUGCCUGAAGGCCUCUACGCGCAAGACAAGGUGUGCCGUAAUGAGGAACAGCUCCUGAGUCGACUUCAGGAGCUGCACCUAGAUGAUGAGCUGGUGCGAACACUGCAGAAACAGUGUGUCUUACUACUGGAAGGAGGCCCCUUCAGCGGUCUGGGAGAAGUCAUCCACCGAGAGAGUGUUCCCAUGCAUACCUUUGCCAAGUAUUUGUUCUCAGCUCUGCUGCCUCAUGAUCCAGACUUGUCCUAUAAAUUGGCCUUACGUGCCAUGAGGUUACCUGUUCUAGAAAACUCAACUUCUGCAGGUGACACUUCCCACCCUCACCAUAUGGUGUCUGUGGUGCCCAGCCGUUAUCCUCGCUGGUUCACACUUGGACACUUGGAAUCACAGCAGUGUGAACUGGCCUCCACCAUGCUGACUGCUGCCAAAGGGGACACUCUGAGGCUCCGAACAAUCCUGGAAGCAAUACAGAAGCACAUCCAUUCUUCCUCCCUCAUCUUCAAAUUGGCCCAAGAUGCAUUCAAGAUUGCUACUCCCACAGACAGUACUACUGACAGCACCCUGCUCAACGUGGCCCUGGAGCUGGGGUUACAGGUGAUGAGGAUGACCUUAUCAACCCUUAACUGGAGGCGCCGGGAGAUGGUGCGAUGGUUGGUGACAUGUGCUACAGAAGUGGGUGUGCAGGCCCUGGUGAGCAUCUUGCAGAGCUGGUACACACUCUUCACCCCCACCGAGGCUACUAGCAUUGUGGCUGCCACAGCCGUAUCCCACACCACUAUCCUGCGCCUCAGUCUUGACUAUCCACAGCGGGAGGAGCUGGCUAGCUGUGCUCGCACACUGGCCCUACAGUGUGCUAUGAAGGAUCCACAGAGCUGUGCCCUGUCAGCCCUUACGCUCUGUGAGAAAGACCAUAUUGCCUUUGAGGCAGCCUACCAGAUCGCCAUCGAUGCUGCCGCUGGUGGCAUGACCCAUUCACAACUGUUCACCAUCGCCCGCUACAUGGAGCUCCGUGGCUACCCGCUACGUGCCUUCAAGCUGGCCUCACUGGCCAUGAGCCAUCUCAAUUUGGCCUACAACCAGGACACCCACCCGGCCAUCAACGAUGUGCUCUGGGCAUGUGCCCUCAGCCACUCUCUGGGCAAGAAUGAGCUGGCGGCCCUCAUUCCCCUGGUCGUGAAGAGCGUGCACUGUGCCACAGUGCUUUCAGACAUCCUGCGGCGCUGCACAGUGACUGCACCUGGCCUGGCUGGCAUCCCAGGCCGCCGCAGCUCCGGAAAGCUCAUGUCCACCGACAAAGCUCCACUGCGCCAGCUGCUGGAUGCCACCAUCAAUGCCUAUAUCAACACCACACACUCACGCCUGACACACAUCAGCCCUCGCCACUACGGAGAGUUCAUUGAGUUUCUGAGCAAGGCUCGGGAGACCUUCCUGCUGCCCCAGGAUGGCCAUCUGCAGUUUGCCCAAUUCAUCGACAACCUCAAACAAAUCUACAAAGGCAAGAAGAAGCUGAUGCUGCUGGUACGAGAGCGCUUUGGCUGAGAAAGCAGACCGCUCACUGCCGGGGCAGCCUGAGCUCCCAGGUGCCAUCAAGUCAGGCCAAGGACACUGAAACAUUUGUCCACCCUGAGAGGACGCUGAGCACCUCUGGCUGAAGCCAAAGGACCACAGGGCUAAGCAUGGGGAAGGUCCAACUCGAGUCAAUAUGCCUGCCUUGGCCAGGUUCUCACAACAGCCCACUGUUCCUGGAGGAGCUGGGCUCUGCAGAUCGAUCAGAAACCCCACAACGUGCCACCUCACACCCCUAUAUUCUGCGUAGUCCUGGGCAUUGGCCCUCUCUCCCUUGGCAAACAUAGAACACUGUUCCGUCUCAGGGAUUGCUUAACCAGAGCAACAGAAGCAUUAAUGGUACUGUAAAUACUAUAGUAUAUGUGUUGACAAUUACGUUGUAAAAUUGUAACUAUUUAUAAUUCUGAUUCUAAUUUGAUGGGUCCUUGAAGUAGCUGUGGGUAGGAAGAUGGGCUUGUUUUCUGAGGAGACUCACAACCAUUUCUCAGGUUUCCCUCGCAGAGUCUAUGCCAUUGGCAGUGGAAGAGUGGAGGUGGCAGGGAGAAAAAUGGCCAGUUAGAAUAAAUCCCAAGUCUAGUCUAUGCAGAAACCCCAGCCUGCAGACAGGGCAUCUGUAGUCCAGCGGUGAGUGAGGGGCAGGGCCCAGUCUGGACUUCUCACGAAGCCAUCAGGACACUGAAGCACUUGCUCCUGUCUCACGCAGCCACUCUAGAGCCUGCUGAGCUCCUGAGAAACAAAUGCAGGGAGAAGGUGAAGGUCUGGGAGGCCGCUGAGCUCAUAAUAUUCAUCUACCCUGGUCACCUUGGUGUUAGAGAGUGUCUGGUUUCAUCUCUAAUUAUAUAUGUGUGUGUAUAUAUCUGAAUGGCUAAGUACACGUGUCUGUAUGCAUAGAUAUAGCUGUGCAUGCCUGUGUGUGCACAUAUAUAUUUAUGUGUAUCUGUGUCAGAUCUGUGUCUACGUGAAUACAUGUCUGUGCUGGACUGGGGGUUUCUGUGUGAGGGUAUACACAUUUGUGAACAUAAAAGAAUAGGUAUCUGUGUGUGUGUUCGUGUUUGUUGAUGCAUGUUUAGUGUGUGUAUCUGAGCACACACGAGUGCAUGUGUAUAAACAUGUUUGUGUCUGCGUGUAUGCCUGCUCUCCAUUCAUCUGUCUCCAUAUGUGUAACUGUGUAUAUUUCGACAUGUAGGUAUGUCUGAGUUCAUGUUUGAGGAUCUGCAUGAAUGUGCCCCUUCUCUUUUUGCCAGAUCUCUCUUCCCCAUUCCUCUUAGUCUCUCUCACCAGCUAAACAUGUUCCCCAUCUCCGUGUCUGCUCUAUUCACCAUUCUCUCCCCAGACAAGCUUCUAAGCACUAGUCUCCCUCUACCCUAAGAGUAGCUCCUUCAGCUCCACAGUUCUCUUCUCACCCUGUACUUACUUUCUUCCCCUGCCUUUCUACCUCAAGCUUCUGCCUGCUUUUGUCACAGUCCCAUUGGUCGCUGAUUUGGAGGCUGGGGCUGGAAUGCCAUUUGGUCUUUCCCUUUCUGACUAGUUUCUAGACCUAGUGGGCAACCCCUGUCUUAGCCCUGGCUGACCUCCACAGUGUAUCAUGUUCCUGCUACCCUCCCAACCCCUAUGCUCAGCCUGGAAUUGUUAUAGGAGGUAGCAGGGGCAUUCAGAAGAGUCAUUUGGAUGCCAGUGUCUUGGUGUUUACUGUUUGAUGUUUUAGUUCCUGAGUAGGGGGUGGGGUGUGAUAGGGAAGGGGUGGUUAGCUAGAGUGUGAACGGAGAACCUCUCUGUUUUAUUUUCCUUUCUUUGACAAAUGGUUGUCACUUUUUUUUCUUUUUUUUUUUGCUCCACACUAACCAAUAAGUUGUAUUUGCUGUUCGUGGCUACUGAAGUCUUAUUGUCCAGCCAUGGGCCCGUACAACCUCUCAGCCCAACAGGUUGGUAAAAAAAAAGAAGAAGCCACUCCCAUUUCUGUAUCACAAUUGCCAUUUUUUAGCAAGUGUGUGAACUCACAGUGCUUUUCUAUGAAUAAAUCAUGAAUCACAGAAAAGAUCAUUUUUCUAAAAUCAGAAAUGGUGUUCUAUCAGUAAAUGGGGCCCUUCCCUCUCUUCUGCAUUGCCCUGGCUGGGAUAGGAAGCCGGUUGGGCCUAUAGCACAGUGGGUUCCCAGUGGUGUCAGGAGAUGUGAAAUGAUGAAGAAUUUCCUGCCUCACCAGACCCCUCUCCAGAGCUCACAGGCACCUCAGAGCCUUGUCCCAGGAAGUAGGUACCACCAUGAUGGGCAGAAACACCAAGAUCCUGACAAAAUGGGAGGGU